Messenger RNA from Spirometra erinaceieuropaei, 2845 nucleotides. Lineage: Eukaryota; Metazoa; Platyhelminthes; Cestoda; Diphyllobothriidea; Diphyllobothriidae. The record is from the annotation of a GenBank genome assembly.
AUGUUCACGGACAGCGAGGAGGUGGAUGUUGGCGUUGCGAGCUGGGGGUUCCUGAGACUUGCGAGACAUUCUUUUGCCUCUAAACGGACGAGAACCUUCAAGUUCGAUGAGGCCGAAGUUAUCGCGAGAGGGGAUGAUGAAGUGAGCCGCGAGUUAAUUGAGUCAUGGUACACUGGACGUCAGUCUAUCAACAAGUGCAACGACAUCCCCACUCCAUAUCCCGUCCUGGGGCAUAUUCUAGCCUAAUUAAUUAACCACUCAGGAGCGCGCAGGCCGGUGAGCCAGAUGGCCGAGCAAUUAUCACGCCGGCAUCCAGCACGGGUGAUGAGAUUUCAGCAAUUAACAACUUGCAUGUCGGCCAUCAAGCAAUUAGCGCACCCACGGAAAAGAAUUCUUGAUGAAGGGGAAAGCGCUUAAUUAUAAUGGGUAUGCGGUAGCAUAGCGACUGCUUCCUAUAAAUAGCACAACUUCCUGUGCACGAAUAACUCGUUUCUGCCACUGCCUCUGAGGAUGGGUUUAAGUGAAAUCCGAAGCGCGAGGCAAAUAAAACCCUUUUUCCAGUGACUGCUUCUACUUCUUAACAAGGACAAUCAGCUUGCCCGUCUUUGGCGCAGCCGACAAGAUGGCAUGCUGGUCAUUGUGGAACUUGUUCUUCGUCCCGUCAGAGCGGUCGUCUCACGAUGUCUUGGCGAGUAUCAAAGGCGAUGUUAGCAUCACGUCGCUCUGUCUUUGGGCGGCGCAACCUCCCACAGCUGUCCCUGUUCGGAUAAUCGAGCUUUGCUGAGGGCUGCGACGUCCAGCUUCUCAAGUUAACAACAACUUCAUUUCUUGAAGAAGAAGAAGACACGAUCGCCUGACGUUUCCGAUUCCUGCUCGAAUCCAUCAUCAGAGACAUAAGCAGAUAAGGGUCAUUUCUUUCGGCCAGUUGCCUAGCAGAUUGUCUCAAAGGGAGCCAGUAUUCCAGACUGCCAGACUGGUGAGAGACACUCUACCAGUCUGUGAGGUAAAGUGGAGGUGACGGGUACGGAAGUUGUUCGUGUCACGGUGGCGAGUUUUGCAACUACGAGCCACAGUUCACUUGCGGAUGGCCUGAUCCCUCAGCAUUCGUUAAGAGCACCCUUAGGGCUCUUUCUCUGCCAGCAGGUAAGCAGGUGCGUCUCCAAGUAGGGAGGCUUAAAUAUACCCGACGACCGCCAAGCUUCCCUAAGGUUCACGACCUUCUUUAGGGAAGGGCAACCCGAGUUGUCCUGGGACUUUUUUAAGUGGAGGGAAGAGAGAGGAAACGGAAGGGGAGAUGUAGGAGGGAGGUGGAGCGAUGUAAAUGGGAGUGGGAAUGGAAUUGCGCGUUGGGGGGAUACACAACACCAGAUACCCUCACCCGGUUUAGCUCGCCGGUAAAGGCGGUUACCUGGCUAUCACUGUUGGGCAGCCACAAGUGAGAGUUUAGUGCUAAUUCGAUCAUCGCAAGCGACGAUGUCCACCAAUGACGCAUAAAGGGGGGGGGACAGGAACGGUGACUUGGAAGUCAAUUAAUUUAUGGUGAAGCAGACUUGUAAAGCGCACCCAAACUCCCUCCGCCCUCCUUCAAACACACACAGUAAACAGAAAAGGCUAGUCUUCUCAAAAAUCACACUACUUUAUCAAAUUUAAUUGGUCACUCGAGACUAAUAGAAUCCUUAUCCAACAUUUCGCAUAUCCGCACUCGCAACGGUGACGAUUCAAAGGGGAAGCAGUGCCCAGACGCGUUAAUGGGGCCAUUUAAGUGCGCAUUUUUAACCUCUGGGCCUUUUAAAAAGCGCUAAUUUCGAUAGGCCUUAGUGCUGUUUUAACUACUGAUUUUACAGCCAACCUAGUGCAUUAGGUUCAUACGAAAUAGGCUCCGUCAUAACUAUGAGCCGUUAGCCAACACUUGACUCUCCUGCCUUCCUACCACAUUUUUCGUGGUUUUCUGCUUUGGGGGCGGCAAAAUAAGAUAACUUGCAGCACCCCACGGCACAGCCCUCUGCCACUCACGCAAGCCAACGCUCGUUUCUGUGUGUGGGUGGGUUGGUUACAUUAAAGUACAUAUCAGAAAAAGACUUAGCCAGCAUCUUUGAUAACCGACGGCAUCUCAACUGAUAGGAGCGCUAUGCAGAGCAGCGGAGUGAUGCGUUACUGGCCCCUCUUCCUCCGACGCGCUGAUCUGCUAAAUCCUGCCGCGAUUGUACAUUCAAAAGAUUUUCGUCAGCAUUUUUUGUGGAGUUUUUUUUCGUUCAGCGCUGCCCCAGAAGGGGUUCACAGGAUUACGAGGCAAGCGUCUUUCGGUCGUUUUUGCUGGUUGAGGAAUCACGAACACUUUCGUGGACACAUUUUUUAAAUUGGCAAUCAGAUCUCUAAGUCUGGGCUGCCGCAUACGCGGGGAGUAAAUCACUGUGUAAUUUUCCUUCGAAACGCAUGAAGGCCAUAUCUGUGUCAUUUAUAAAGAAAUUGAUUGGCGCUAUCUCGUUUACAUCAUGAUGAGGAUGAUGGUGGUGGUGGUGGUGGUGGUGGUGGUGGUGGUGGUGGUGGUGGUGGUGGUGGUGGUGGUGGUGGUGGUGAUGGUGGUGGAGGUGGUGGUGGUGGUGGCAGUGGUGAUGAUGAUGAUGAUGAUGAUGAUGGUGGUGGUGAUGAUGAUGAUGAUGAUGAUGAUGAUGAGGGGGAGGAUGAUACUAAUAAUAAUAAUAAUAAAAACGGAGAAGGGGAGGGGAGGAAAAAAGGACAGUUUCCCUACGUAGUUUUUGCAAAGUUCGACUCUCUUUCUCUAAUUCUCACAAGUGAAAUUGGUCACCGUUUAACCAGUAUCUACAGUCGGCGAUAUGGUGAGUAA